Molecule: messenger RNA, 1676 nt
Organism: Anopheles funestus (African malaria mosquito)
Lineage: Eukaryota; Metazoa; Arthropoda; Insecta; Diptera; Culicidae
Product: probable chitinase 10
Exons: 1
Coding region: 713-1567 (284 amino acids)
Cellular component (GO): extracellular region
Molecular function (GO): chitin binding
Source: RefSeq, a predicted model, not a curated record
CUUUUUCUAACAAACUUGUGGAGUGAUAAGACAUAAGGUUUAUGAAUUACUAGAGUCUUUUACCAAUACGCCCCAAAACGUCUAUGAGAGAGAUGGCUUUAAAAUGGCAGAUAGGAAGCACAGCUCCGUUGUUGAUGAUGACGUAUCGGAACAUAGCACCGCUACAUAUAUUCAAGACAGAUACUCCUUUUCUUAUCGUUCCGUCACCUUCAUGCCAUUGUAGGAAGCAAUUUUUUUUAUUGUUAAUUUUGUUUUAUCUAUUUUCCAGUGCACCACAACCGACAUGACUUAUAACGACUACAAUGCUCGUAACGGCUAGCUCGUAACGCUUUAUGUGCCUAGUGAUAAAACCAUAACAUGUAGUACACAACAGUUAACGCAUGUACUGGAAAUGAUGGAAUAUAGUAUGUCUCCCUGCGUUCGAAAAUAAAGUCGCAAACAGUGGUCAUCACUCUUCCUAAAUCGGCAAUCGUCUGAUAAGGAAAUCCCAAAAUAACCCGAAAUAGAUCGAUAUCUGAUUGAUUAUAUGAUAUCCGAGAAACUGUUAUCCUUCCUGACGAGUUGUGUGUUUAAUAUAAAAACUUAUCCACACGGCUUUGGUGGGCAGUUUGGUGCUGUACUGCCAUAGAAUCGAGAUUGUAUUAUUCUUCCAACUCGAGAAGUGCUUCAUACUGAUUGUGAGUAGUAGAUCGUUCAAGAUCCAAUAAACAAGAUGAUCGUGUUGCUGUUGUUUGCCAUUGUUGGCUUGGUGUACGGUACGGAAAUGGAACCUUGGAACAUGCCCGAGAAUUGUGCGAUCGAACCGAGAUGCCCCUUGAUCGAUAAUUCGUUGAAUCCAGUGUUUCUUCAUGCGACUUCCUGUAACAAGUUUCUCCAGUGCGCCUAUGGAAAGGCCUGUGAACUGUCGUGUCCGAUCGGGUUACACUGGAGCGCUCAGUUAAAUCGUUGCGAGUGGCCAAAUGUGGCAUGCUGUGAUCCCUCGGUACAGUGUGUUCCCCAAUCCCCGACUGUUCCCAAUACCCCGGUACCGAUCACAACUACCACACCAUCAUCGACGACAGUGGGAAUACCCGGUAACAACCAACCCAACCAGUGUACUGUUGAUGCUCGAUGCCCGUUUGACGACAAUACUAACCAGCCCACGCUGCUAGCGCACGAAACUGACUGCAACCUGUUUUACAAAUGCUCGUACGGCAGACGCUGUCUAUUGGCAUGCAAACCAGGGGAACACUUUAGCGUACAUCUGCAGCGUUGCGAUUGGACACAGUUUGCUUGCUGCGAUCCCAAUGUACCGUGCCAGCAGCUAUCGACCACACCGGUCUUACCGACGAAUGUGCCUUCCACAGACUGUCGUCCGGAUUCUCGCUGUUCGCUCGGGGAUGAUCCGUUAAAGCCGCUGCUGCUGUCCGUACCAAAUAAUUGUGGAGCGUUCUACAAGUGUCGCAACGGAGACGCCUGCCUACUGUCCUGUCCCCCUGGACAGCACUUUAGCCAGACAUUGCAAGUAUGCGAAUGGCCUCAAGUUGCGUGCUGUGAUCCAUCGGUAACGUGUGGUUCCUGGAAUUGAUUAGCAUUUUUGAAUAAUUCUAAUCCGGAUGUCCGUAGACUACCACGACCUAAUACCAGCACCUCACUGAAUGGGCUAAUAAAUGAAUACGAUUAUUGGAAUAGUACUG